Molecule: messenger RNA, 543 nt
Organism: Mytilus trossulus (common blue mussel)
Lineage: Eukaryota; Metazoa; Mollusca; Bivalvia; Mytilida; Mytilidae
Product: ankyrin repeat domain-containing protein 29-like
Exons: 1
Coding region: 1-543 (180 amino acids)
Molecular function (GO): protein binding
Source: RefSeq, a predicted model, not a curated record
AUGUUAAUAAACAAUAAGGCAGACAUUAAUAAGUGUAGAGAUACUGGAGAAUCACCUCUGUACAUUACUUGUUAUAAAGGACAUACUGAAGAAGUUCAGAUGUUAAUAAACAAUAAGGCUGACAUUAUUAAGUAUAGAGAUACUGGAUCAUCAUCUCUGUACAUUGCUUGUUAUAAAGGACAUACUGAAGUCGUUCAGAUAUUAAUUAACAAUAAGGCAGACAUUAAUAAGUGUAGAAAAACUGGAUCAUCACCUCUGAUCAUUGCUUGUCAGAAAGAACAUACUGAAGUAGUUGAGAUGUUAAUAAACAAUAAGGCUGACAUUAAUAAGUGUGAUGAUGAAGAAGUAUCACCUCUGUACAUUGCUUGUCAUGGUGGAUAUAAUGAAGUAGUUCAGGUGUUAAUAAAAAAUAAGUCAGACAUUAAUAAGUGUAGAAAAAGUGGAUCAUCACCUCUGUACAUUACUUGUUAUAAAGGACAUACUGAAGUAGUUCAGAUGUUAAUAAACAAUAAGGCUGACAUUAAUAAGUAUAGAGAUACCUGA